This is a messenger RNA of Coregonus clupeaformis (lake whitefish), 2463 nucleotides long. It is a transcript of the gene cunh18orf54, whose product is annotated as chromosome unknown C18orf54 homolog. NCBI's taxonomy places the organism in Eukaryota, Metazoa, Chordata, Actinopteri, Salmoniformes, Salmonidae. The transcript is spliced from 8 exons. The coding region runs from base 238 to 2127 and encodes 629 amino acids. The record is from RefSeq and is a predicted model, not a curated record.
AAUGUCUGUAUCGUAAUUUUUAUUUAUUUCUUAUUUAAUGUUAGGGUUAGGCAUAUCAUUAGCAGUGUGAUUUAAGAAAUGAUUAGGUUUAAAAUCCCAUUUUAAGAUGAGAAAUUGAAUAAAUAGGCGGGGGUUAUGACUUUGUGGCUGUGGUAGCGACUGUGCUGGCGCUUGUUUGCUACGAACCAACUCAACUAUAGGAGCUAGCUUACUAAUGUUUACCGUUUGUUUGACAGUAUGACUUCCGGCCAAGGUGACGUUAUCUUUUCUCCGGAGUCAACCGUCACCUCCUUGUUGGCUAGUUCCGGACACCUGAGAGGCACCCAAAGCCUAAAUGACCCCGACCUGUCUCUCACCGGCAUCAGAUACCGGGAUCGGGACUAUGAAUCGGCUACUGAGGCCCUGGAAGCCUACAUCGCAGACUUUGACAGAAGCCUGCACACUAUUGAAACUUCUACCGGGAGACUGCAGCUCCAGAAAAUCCAGAUCAGUUCUGCUCUGCCCAGAACUGAGUUCAGGAAUAAAGAUGUUCUUAGAGAAAGACUAACGGACAGGGAGCUGGACUUCCUGAAUCUUCCUGUGGGUUCUGGUCGCCGUGGAGACUCAGACUGCAUCAGCCUGACCACCGACGACCUGCUGGUGCUCCCCUGUGAUGGCUCCCUACCCGUGACCCGCACCUCUGCCUUCCUCACCCAGUCUGGGGACUACCCUCUGGGGCAGAGCUCCCACUCUAACUCCUGGUCCUCUGGGAGGCCUAGGCCUAACAGCAGCUCUCAUAUUAAACGCUGCCUGCACUACUCUGCCCCUCACAACACUCCUCACAAGCUGUACCAGUCCAGAGUGGGAACUCGAGCAGGGAAAACUCAAAAGACAGAGCCCUUCACAGGCCUUAGAUCCUCAGGCCCCAGAGUGAAGGGGAGCCUGCCGCCCCAGCCCCAUCAUGGUCUCUACCACCAGACCCCAGGUCCAGAGGUGAACCAGAGGGACCUACCACCCCCAGACUCCCAUGGCCCUUUCUCCCCCCACCAUGACUACCCUCGCUGGCUGACCAGCCAAAAGUCUGAGAUGGAUUUCUCUGGGGUCACCAGCAUUCCUGACCUGAAGUACCCUGCCUGGCUCCAGGAGUGUGACAAUGUUCCCAAAGACAUUCCCACCACUACCGUAGACCUCUCAGAGUCUCAUAAGGAGACGCAGCAUUGGGGCCCGACCCAGACCUUGCCCCCCUCCCCUAGACCUCCCUCCUGGCUGGGUGAGCUGGAGGCUUCCUAUGAGGAGCUAAAAGGAAACAAGGAGGACGGUAACGGCGGCCAUCUUGAGGGCGUCUCUGGUUCUGAUGAUGACGGGCAACAACUUCUCAGAGGAGAGGCUGAUCACAGGACACUGAUGGAGUUGAGACGACAGUUUGCAGAGCGGCUAGCUUUAGCUGCAGAGGGAGAACGGAGCGCUGGUUUCGACGAGCUCUUCAGCGAUGAUAAGAUGGAGAGUUUGAUCUUGAAGGCAGAGGCCCUUAACUCUCCUUCGCUAGGCCUAAACGCUAACCGCCAGCUGCAGAACUCUCCUUCGCUAGGCCCGACCAGCCAGCUGCAGAACUCUCCUUCGCUAGGCCCGACCAGCCAGCUGCAGAAGGACAUGGGACAGAGCCCUGGGGGCUCAGAGGAUGCCCUAGAGGCUGAUCGCUCUUGGGACAACCCUGCCAUCACAUUUAAAUCACCAGUGCCAGUAGGGGGAGCAGAAGACACACUCAUCACCACAGAGCCUCUGAGAGACAGGAAAGAUGAGGCUGCCUCAGGCUCAUGUUCGUCGGGCUACAGCAGCAGGAAACACCCUGGUCCGGUGGAGGCCCUCAAACAGAUGCUGUUUAGCCUGCAGGCCGUGGAGCAACAGGUCAGUCUGGAGAAUGACUCAACACAAAAGGAAGUCACCUUGGAGAAUCCUUCAACACCAUACCAAACGCCAACGUUAGAGAACGGCACAAAACCACUGAUGAUAAAGAUGUCAGAUGACUAUGACACUGCGCUCGGUGGACAAUCAUUACAGAGGGCCCUGCAUCACCUUGGGAGAUUGAAGAGGCUUGUUGAAGACUCACCUGGUGGAAAGGCCAAAUCUCAGAAAGGGACAGAGUUGUAGAAGAACAGCCAUAUCUUUAUUGGAUAGUGUUGGUUAUGUGAAAAUGGUCUGAAAAAGCAUAAUGUCUAGGUCUUGACUUGGACAUUGAACAUGAGGGUCAAACAAGUAAAUCUCAUUGACAGGGGAAUUUCAGUGCCUCGAGUAUUAAAGAACAAAACUAGUCCACAGUAACUACACUAAUAGCCGGUUUGUAUUGUUUGUUUAUAAGUUUCUAUUUUAUGAUAUCUCAAGUGCACAUAACAUCUAGUAAAUUCAAUAUUCAGUAAAGCCUUGUGCCUUUAUAAACAGGAAGAUCUCACAGAACCUGAUUUUAAUAAAUUGUACGUCACAAUGCCA